Molecule: messenger RNA, 2306 nt
Organism: Penaeus indicus
Lineage: Eukaryota; Metazoa; Arthropoda; Malacostraca; Decapoda; Penaeidae
Product: prolyl 4-hydroxylase subunit alpha-2-like
Exons: 14
Coding region: 104-1876 (590 amino acids)
Biological process (GO): peptidyl-proline hydroxylation to 4-hydroxy-L-proline
Cellular component (GO): endoplasmic reticulum
Molecular function (GO): iron ion binding; L-ascorbic acid binding; procollagen-proline 4-dioxygenase activity
Source: RefSeq, a predicted model, not a curated record
GUAACCAGCGUGGCGGUCGACCUGGGGACUCUGGGAGCGCCUCCGAGAGAGUGCGAGGUGGUGACGUCAGCGGAGGUAGAGGCAGCAGGAGCAGGAGCAGGUCAUGACGAUGUCUCCCCCAUGUUCUUCGGCCCUUUUGCUGGUCCUCGUGGCCGUGGGUGUUGGCGUGGGCUUAGGGGCGGAGUCAGCGAACAGUCUGAGCGUGGUAGAAGCGUCUCGCUUGCUCGCCCUUGACGCUGAGAUCGUGCGGCGCCUCCAGGCGUAUCUGGAGGAGGAGGAACGCCGUCAACGGGAGGAGGUGGAGGGUGACCCUGAGAGCCACACGCAUGAGCACCCUUGGAUCCCGGCGCCCCUGGAGAGCAUCAGUAGAUACAUACACGAGUUCGACGCCGUGACGGAGGGCCACGCCGGUGCCAACUACGAGACGGGAGCAAGCGAAGGGUUGCCAUCAGCUGACCCUCUUCGCACCAUGGUCAUCACGAGGCGACUGGGGAGAGACUGGCCGGCACUGAGAGACGCACACUUCAGAAAUAACCAGUCUUGGCAAGGUGUGGUGGAAGCGGUGGAGGCAGCUGAGGCGCGACUCGGGGUGGCGGGGGGCAGGGAGGCGGUGGCGGGCGGCACGGCCCUCUCCCUGAUGCGCCUCCACCACGUGUACAACCUGCACGCCCACCACCUGGCACAGGGCAGCCCUGCGCCCCUCGCGGACGGCGCCCGACCGAGACGCCGCAGCGCCGCCAUGCCCUUGCUACGGGCGUCAGACUUAAGCGCCGUGGGCGUUAAGGCGAUGGAACAGGAAAUGUAUGGGCGCGCUGCCGAGUGGUUCGAGGCCGCCCGCGAUGCAGUAGAAAACGAGGCAGAACAGGAAACAUCACAAAGCACCACCAAGAGUGACACUCUUCGCCGCCAGAUGGAUCUCCUGCUUCAUAUCUCUACUUCAUUACAUGACCUCCUGCUGACCCGCCGAGGCUUCACCGGCCAGACUGGCAUCUUCCCCGAGCAGCUGUCACAGAUUUCCCUCAUGGAACAGAAGGAGUCAGAUGUGACCCCUCCUGACCUCGGGAAGCUGGGAAAAGAUGACCCCACGAGUGUCACCGUCAAGCCCAGGGAUGAGCUUGCCUUCUCCAGGCUUUGUCGAGGUCACAGGUUAUUGACUCCAACCGAGGAGAGUCGCCUGAAGUGCCGGACUGACGCUCGAGGCUCACCCUACCUCGUCCUCAUGCCCGCCCGCGUCGAAGAGCUCAGCCUCGACCCGCUGAUCCUCGCCUUCAGGGAUGUCCUCACCAACCGCCAGAUCGAGGAUGUUAAGGACUUGGCGCGUCCUAUUCUGGAGCAAGCGGCCACGGCGUUUGGGAUCAACAGCGACACCAUCAGCGUGAGGUCGUCGCACACGGCGUGGCUCCGGGACGACACGCACGCCACCGUCAGGAGCGUCGGGGUCAAGGUGGCGGCGCUCACAGGGCUCGUCGUGAAAGAGGACGCGGGAGGAGAGGUUCUUCAGGUUAACCUCUAUGGCUCUGCGGGUCACUACAUACCCCAUCACGAUUUCGUCGGUGCUCACUACAAGGCUUGGGAGAUGCAGCCUCCCGAUGACAGUGUCCUGGCCGGACACCCGAACGGAGACCGCAUUGCCACCUUCAUGUUUUAUAUGAAUGACGUGGAAGAAGGCGGCCGGACCGUGUUUCCAAGGGCGAGAGUGGGCGUGGAACCGAGAAAAGGAAGUGCUGUGUUUUGGUGGAACCUUCUGCCCAACGGAAUGUCAGACUUUAGGACUCUGCAUGGAGCGUGCCCAGUCAUCAGAGGGACCAAGUGGGUGUGCAACAAGUGGAUCAAACACCAUCCGCAGCUUCACCGACGGCCAUGUCCUGUCAUCUAAAUGUGGAUUCCUGUCUGGCAUGGUCAUAAAGUACAUGAAUGCUUACAUGUAUACUUUGUAUUCUUGUUCUGCAAACGUAUAUGUGCACAUGCUAGCAGUUUUAUUAUUAUUGUUACUGUGAUAAGUAUUAUUGAUAAUAGGGCCCUUUUUUCUUAGCAUAUGUGGAAACAACAGCUAUUCAGAAUAGCAAAAAAGGUUCCGCAAAUUUGUUUAGGAUGUUGGGUCAUCUCUCAACUGCAGUACUUUACCCUAAAAAAAUAUAUUUAAAUUGUAGUGUGAACACCCAUAUUGACAAUGAAUAAACACAUUAGCAGUUAAUGACACAAAAGUUGCAAGUAAACAUCAACAUUGUGUAUGAAACUAUCCCUAUGAAAACACCAAAAACAAAAACAAACAAAUAAUACUGGUAUAUUCAUCAAUUGUUUUAAUA